This is a messenger RNA of Bolinopsis microptera, 2942 nucleotides long. Its product is annotated as calcium load-activated calcium channel-like. Gene Ontology annotation, cellular component: endoplasmic reticulum; cytoplasm; endoplasmic reticulum membrane. The transcript has 5 exons. Gene Ontology annotation, biological process: endoplasmic reticulum calcium ion homeostasis. Bases 20 to 574 code for a protein of 184 amino acids. The record is from RefSeq and is a predicted model, not a curated record. Lineage: Eukaryota; Metazoa; Ctenophora; Tentaculata; Lobata; Bolinopsidae. Gene Ontology annotation, molecular function: calcium channel activity.
AGGAAGUCCAAGCUAAAAUAUGUUUGCCGACACUCUACUUAUUGUGGCGAUAUCAAUAUGUACUGCAUUGUUUGCAGAAGGGGUAACAUAUGUGUUAGUUUAUCGGACAGAAAAGUACAAAAAGCUGAAAACAAGCAUUGAGAAGCAAACAAAAAAACUGGACAAGAAGAAAGAAACAGUGACUGACAUAAGUAGACAACCAGGACAUAAAAAGAAAAUAGAAAAAGAAGAGGAACGGCUGAAAAGUGAAAAGAGGGACCUGAGUUAUGUUAAAAUGCAGUCAAUGUUUGUCAUCGGUUUUAUAUUCACAUCUCUCAUGGGAAUGUUCAAUUCUAUAUUUGAUGGUAGAGUGGUAGGUAAACUCCCCUUCACUCCCAUCUCCUUCCUGCAAGGGAUAUCUCACCGGAACCUUGCUGGUGAUGAUUAUACAGACUGCAGCUUUAUCUUCCUCUACAUCCUCUGCACUAUGAGCAUAAGACAGAACAUUCAGAAGAUGUUGGGAUUUGCUCCGUCGAGAGCUGUUAGCAAGGUUGGCGGUAUAUUCACUCCCCCUGCAAGCUUCAAACAGAGUUAGAUUGCUCAGUGCUAUGAACAAAGACAAUUAUAAUUACAUUCUUGAUAUCGAUUUGAUUAAUAUAAGAUAUGUGGGAGUAAUUUAGACAUAUUGUAGUCAGGAAAUUUAAGAAGCAAUUUGUAUUUAGAUUUAAUGUUUAAUUGUCCAACCCUUAAAUUUGAACUGUAAAUUCUGCAUAAUGAAAUGCCUUAACCUCUGUUUACGAAAGUGCUAUAUAUAUUAUAUCUUCUAGUCAACUAAAGUAUAGCAUUCAGUUAGCUGUAGUAAUUUAAUGACACCAUUAGUAAUGAUUAGGCAAUAGGCAAAUACACUAUUAGUAUUUAUGAUUUUAGAAGGUCAGGUGGUAGGUUUAAUUAAUGUCAGUGAAAUAUCUUUAUUUUAACAGUAGGUUCACUUCUUUAUCUUUAAAAAUCUUUAAAAUGGUCAUUGUUUAAACUUUACCAUUUAUUUUUCUAAUAAGUCAAUAAACAACUGUCAUAGUUAAUUGGCUAUAUCUAAUUUGAGUGCACUUUCCAAGUUUGUAUGUCGAAUGCCAUAAUUUAAAGAUGUGCUCCUUUGUCAACGGUUACACUCGACUUCCCAAUAAAUUUGAACUUUGAAAACUAACUAUAAUGAUUGUGUGUAUAGGAAUAGUGAUAAAGUUUGUGAUUCAUGAUAUUUUAUAAUUUACAUUCAUUGCAAUAAUAUUUUCGUUUCUGUGGAAGUCAGGCGGAUUUUAUUUACAGUAGUAUCAAUGACAUAAUUUUCUCAUAUCCACACAAAAAUAUCAAAAUACAAUAAAUAUUGAAAAGAAAUUACUGAAACUAAGUGCAGGAUAUAUGAUUUCAAGCGAUGUUGACCUCUCAAGUGAACUAUUAGCUCGUAGACUACAAGAGGAGGAGGACCAGAGGGCCGCCUUUCAACUUCAACAUCAGUUCAACAGAGGUCCCAUCAGAUUAGGCCGAGUUCCCACACAUGCGCUAAAUAUCUCCCCGGGGCCCUCUACCUCUGUUGUUCCUGUUCAGUACUAUGUAGCCUCAGAUGAGGAACCAGACGAUGAUGUUAGGGAGUUGAGUUUUGUUCAGCUGAGUGAUGAUGAAAUGUCCGACAGGGUUAUCCCAAUGUCACCUGACACUGACCGGCUUGUGACAGAUGCUCUGAACACAGCGUUUACAACUCCUGUCCAUACGUCACGCUCAUCACGUGUUAAUCAGACUAGUGAUGAUGUUGUUAUUUUAGAUGAUUCUGUGGUGGAAGAUUCACGGCCACCAAGAACACGACGUCAACCCUCCUCUGAUGAGUCGGAUAAUUUAGUCCUUACUGUUGGUCGAUCUACAAGAUCUCAGACUCGGGCUUCGUCUAUCAGUUCAAGUAUUGUUAUCACGAACAACAGUCAGGCUCCCAGUGCAAACACUCGGUCAAGGACCAGAAGCAACCAAAACAGAGGGAGAAGUUCGAGCUCAAGAUCCCCAACAACAACCACUCGUUUAACACGCUCUUCCGGAUCAGCGACUUCUGAUACUCAAACUGUUCAAAUUUCAGAUAAUCGGCCUACGUUACAGCAACUUUCAGCCUCAUCAACUGUAACUCAGAAUCGAACAGCUACGAAUAGGAGGUCUACAAAUCGCAGUAGUAAUAAUAGACAACAAUCCAGCAGCAAUAACAGUAAUGGAAAUACUAAUUCAGAUAAUCUGCCUGGUACCUCAUCAGGCCGUAGAGCCAACCGAGCUCGAGGCAAUAUCUUCAAUAGAAUCCGGGGUGGAGGACAUCAAAUAUCAUCCCGUAUCAUCCUCAAUGGAGUUCCAAUCACAGAUUCUAGUUAUGGUAUGUCAGGGUUUUUAAACGGGGUGCCUGUUCCUCCAGGUUUCUUACAAGGGAAUUUAAGGAAUGCGGGACCUCAGUGGUGGGCACAACAAGGUCUUAGAGGACCGGGCAGUCAUGGGGUUCACCUGAUAUUCGGCCAGGGUUCAGAUAACAUGACAUACGAACAGAUGAUUGCUCUAGACGAGGAAUCGUCCUUGGAACCAGGGCAGGGUCUCUCAAAACACGAUAUAUCUCAAAGCACCCUGACUCAGUCUUACAAAAGCUCAGAUAACCCAAAUGAUAAGUCAAGUUGCAAUAUUUGUCUCAGUGAGUUUGAUGAGGGUGAAAAGAUCAGAACUUUACCUUGUUUUCACUCCUUCCAUACUCAGUGUAUUGAUAACUGGUUGAACAGAAAGGCAGAGUGCCCUGUUUGUCGAUCACCAGUAGAACCACCUUGAAAAUUAAUCUUUUGAUCAACUGGAACGUUAUGUAGAUAUGAUUUGAAAUUUUGAUUAUUAUGAAGUUCAAUGAAUGGGCGUCUGGCUCAAUUUUUAAAAUUAGGGUAUAAUCUGAUGUUUUCGACACU